Messenger RNA from Haliotis rufescens (red abalone), 659 nucleotides. RefSeq lists its product as uncharacterized. The record is from RefSeq and is a predicted model, not a curated record. Bases 118 to 627 code for a protein of 169 amino acids. The transcript has 6 exons. NCBI's taxonomy places the organism in Eukaryota, Metazoa, Mollusca, Gastropoda, Lepetellida, Haliotidae.
UAACGGAGCCAACAGGUUAUCUUAACUAAGUAUUUAAAUUAGCACACAAAAUGUAUUAAAUACACGGCAAUUCUGCAAUCAACAUCGUGUUUCUGACAGGACGUGCAAGAGCGAACCAUGUCUCCUGUCCUGCUCCUGGGAAUUGUGCUGUGUGUCAGCCCAUCCUUCGCUCAGAACUACGACCAAAUAUGGCAGGACAUGCUGAUGGGUGGUAGCGCCCCCCUCAACCCCACGCAGAUCCUUUCGUACUUCAGAGCAAUGAUGAGACCAGCACCUGCUCCCGAAGAUCCCACUGUUACGACCCGGGUAGACUUCAAGUUCUUCUGGAGAGAGGCAUAUACUGAGACGGAGAGGAUAGCAGACGGCCUCUUCUCCUUCUUCGACGGCCAAAAGGAUGAAAUCUUCGAUGGGAAUGAUCUACUUCCUCUGAUGAACAUUGGUGACAGGGAUGGCGACGGGGCUCUUAACAGGACUGAAUUUGAUUCCUACAUGGAUCUUGCUUACCAAUAUGCCGGGAAUCAACGCUUGUUUCCUAGCAACGCCCAUCAUGCCGCUGGCCAGGCCCACCAACACGGGAACAACCACCACCUCCACCACCUCCACCAAGGGAAGCCAUUCUUUGGCUGAGACGUGAAUAAUGGAAUAAAUGUUUAAUCUAG